GAAAAUCGUGAAGAUUUCUAGAAGCGUGACUUCUUUUUCGUAAAUCGUGACAUUGAGGUAGGGCGAAGAAGUGCUAACCAUUCCCCCUUGCGCCGCACGAGGCAAAAGCAAAGUUGCCAGAAAUAAGCGAGCCAGCGUUUGUUCUUCCGAACGACGACACUUACUAGAUACGGUUUGUUCUGGAAAAGAAAAAGUAAAACGAAUCUACCAUGACAGUACUCUCCAAACUCGCCCGCCACCCGGGUGCAACACGAACGGCGGCUCGCAGAGGAGCGGUCGUCGUGCAGCCUACUUAUGCAGCAGUCAGCGGAUCGACCGGCUUCCGAUGUGGAGAAUCGGCUGCAAGAGCCGGUGCAGCUCCCUUGCUGGGCAAGAAGAACUCUGGUGCAGCCGAGAAUCAAUAUUAUUUUUCGGAGCAAAAUCAGGUCCGGUUGUUUUGCAGUGCUCUGCGCACCGCAACGAAAGAGCUCGCGGCGGUUUUGCAGGCGCCAGAUGACGUCGUGUUGCUGGACACGAUGACGGAGCAGGCCAGUGUGGGGAAAAGUGAUCAGAUGAGCGAAAACACUUCUUCGACCGAUGGCGCUGCGGCUUCAUCGGAACCGACAACGUCUAGCCCGGAAGCAGGAGAAGAAGUUGCGCAACAAACGAAGAUGUUGCUGGACGAUGUUGAAGGUAUAGUUUCGUAAGUUCUCCUCGAGGUGUGUAGCUGCAGAUGGCAAAUGUUUGCUGUGUUAGGUGAAUAUGAACAAUUAGAGCUAAUGCUAAAAGUGCAUCCACUGAAUAUAUCACCUCUACUUGUUUUCACUUGCCACUGAUGGUAUAGAGUUGAUGCGCUUCUUGUUUUCGGUGGUGCACGUCGUCCUUGCAGAGCAGUGUACCUCCUAACCUCCUAGCAAAUCAUCGUCCCUCCACUUCCAGCCGCCCUCGCAUGGAUGCAGGGAACACGACCAGCCGGGAACAAGAAUUGCGCGUCGGAACACGCUCCUACCGAUGACAAAACCGCAAAAACAAACGCAACUGAUGGUGCGACAGAAAACACUGCGGAAAGUAGCAACACGACGGGAACUACAAACGAAAACAAACUAUCGCAACAACCACCGCAAGAGAAUUUCUCCACCACGGUCCCGCACGUGCACGAACGUCUUAACCUCUUUCUCGCUUUCUGCAAGAAAAGAAGCUGCAACUCUCCCGUCUCACAACAAGAAGAAAACUUUGUGACCAAAAUCGGCAAACUGUGGUCCGCCGCGCUGGAGAGCACGCAGUUCCACCCUAUCCCAGAGCCUUUUGUAGGACCCAGGACAACUUCUUCUUAUCCCCAAAACAUCGCGGUCGUUUUCGAUUCGCUCGAUCACGCGAUGGUACGGAUGUUGCAGGGGUACCGGGUUUUGUUGCUGCAGAGCACUUAUGCAUUGCAAAAGUAUCGUACUAGUAUAAACCAGCCAUGCUCCGGCUGCCGCCGGAGCGCACGGCUGUUGGGCCGGGGCAUGACUGUUUGCCGAUCGGACCACAACCCCACGGGCCUAUGUACAACGAAACGUACUGCAUUCGUGCCGCUGGUUUGCGCCGCGCCAACCCGCAGGACCACUUGCGCGCUUCCCGCGCCUGCGGGCGCUCUGCGCAGGGAGCAGCUGCAAAGAACAUCGGGGGCGAACAGAAGGCGCUCGGCGGGAGAGGGUAGCGCGAGAGGGUGGCGCGAGAGGGUAGCGCGAGAGGGUGGCGCGAGAGGGUGCGCGAGAGGGUGGCGCGAGAGGGUGGCGCGAGAGGGUGUGCGAGAGGGUGGCGCGAGAGGGUGGCGGGGACAGGCGCCGAACAAAACAAGUCCGCGAAUAGCCUGCAGUGCCAAAUAUGGGCAUGACCAUGCGGAUUCGCGCCCGCCACUUUGUGUUUUUACCCUCUCGCAGACCCUCUUUUUUACCUCUUUUGGGGGUCCCCGCUAAUAAUCCGGCUAUACUCGCGGGUAGAGGUCGACAGAGGUGGCCGAGAGGUGGCCAAGAGGGUCCGCGAGAGGUCGCCCCUUAUUCGCGCCACCUCUCUCGACCUCUGUCGACCUCUCGCGCCCCCUCUUUUUGACCUCUCUGCACCCUCUGAGGCACUUAGGCGCCGCCUUAAGGUGGGGCCUUCGGCGGGCUAUACUCGCGCACCCUCUCGCCGAUCCUCUCGAAAGGGGUCCCGCGCCACCUCUCCACCUCUGUCGACCUCUUUUUUACCUCUUUUGACCUCUUUUUGACCUCUCGGCCACCUCUUGUUUACCCUCUGUCUACCUCUUUUUUCGCAUGAAUAUAAUAUGUAGUAAUCGCAAUACAAAUUUUUCCAGAAGGAAAAAUGGAAUUUGUAAUGCUGAUUUCGCUAAGAGCCAAGAUUUGUCAUGCAUGAUCGCAAUUAGUACGAGUACGAUACUUUUGCACAGGAUAGCACUCGAUGUACAGGGCGCGCCACCGGAGAGAACGAUUUGGUGGAUGAACAGGCUGCUCUAAGUGAAAUGAAUCCGGACCAUUUCGCAGUCCUGAAAAUUGCACCGGGAAAUGGGCCGCAGCCAACUGCACAGGAGGCAGAGCAAAUGGUAUUUGUGACCGUGUCAAAGCCAACAUGAACAUUGUGUGACUCAUGUAGUACGUAGUUUCUAUUCUACUUACUUCCGCCAUGAAAAUUAUCCUUGGGAAGAGAUUGAAAGAUGAGGAUGAGCUUGAGCCUUUGUCUAAUCAUAACACCCAGCUCCGGCCGCUCCUGAAACGGGCUGCGUGUCUCGACAACGACAUCUUCCGCCUGCGCGAGAAAGCGGUGCUCGAGGGCAAAAAUUACAACCUCCUGCUGCAAGCCCCCUUGGACGUCACCGAUUUGUCGCUCCCCUCCGUGUUUCACGGCCUGCAGCGCAGGGCCUUUGUCGAGUGGAAGGUGACAGGUUGAUUUUCAGUCGGGUUGUGGUUUAGGUUCACCGCAUGUGACAAAGUAGAUGCAUAGAAUCGAAGAAGCAAUCGGUGAAGAUGCUGCGUUAUUGAUAGUCGAGUCCAACACAUUCACAUCACCAACACCAUUACUAUCAGGAUAAGAAGGAGGAUUUCUACCGAUAUGAGCUAGCCGACCGGGCGGACGAGCUCCUUUCUCUGCUUCACCCGAAUGAGCAGGAAAGUUUCCACAAUUUGCUGUCAACCUUUUUCGAACUGCUGCAUGGGUUUUACUGCGAUAAGAAAGGUGGAACAGGCACUAGUGGUGCAGCUUCGUCGGAAACCGAAACGAGCUUGGGCUGUGGUUCUUCAUCUGAUAACAACGGCAAAACUCUAUCCUCUGCUGGAGGAGAUCAAAGUGCCGUUGUUCCCCAGUUCCGGAAAAACCUGCACAUCUGUCUGCAGUCCGAAACCAGUCUACCUGACGCAUUAGUGAAACUGGCGGUGCUAGCCGACGCCUGCCCGCCGGAGAUGUUUUUGGGUGAUGCGGAUGAAAACACUCCAAGUUCUCCUUGCCUCAACCUCCACGUCUUUGACAAAGUGGAAAAACGGAAAGACCCAAUCCGCGGCUUCCUGCGCAUGCUGAGCAAGCGCCCGGAUAUCUGGAAAAUCCACUACUACAAUGGCAACGAGCAGUCGUCAACGUCGUCUUCGGGAGCUGCAAGAGAGCCGACAGCGAACACACGAGAGCAAAGCGGUGAUCAUGACAAAAAAAACUUCGACGCGGUUGCGGAAAAGAUUAAGAUUGGAGCUAUGGCACAGGUGCAGCUUUUUGCUAAUGUGAGUGAAUCAUUUUUUUCGGUGCCACCUUCUCUUGGGGCGCCCGGGUUCGUUGAUCCCAAGUAUACGUAAUAGUCGCGCGCUGUCUGAAACUGAAAAUGAAAUAAAGUACAUUCUUGGAGAUCUUGUCUAAACGUCAAAAAUUUCACACAGACCACUUCCGACGCCGGCGCACCAGCCGCGAUUUUCCUGGGCAUGCAGGACAUUCACCUGUUGCCGAAAACUUUCCAAGCGGUCAUCGCUGGACAGGAAAACGCGUUUCUCUAUCGCGGCUUCCCCCGAGACGCACUCUCGCUGCUGAAACUUGUCAUGGGCAACACGAAACAAGAAGGUUCCGGAGAAAUGCUCGCUGGUCGUGGGGGAUCAUCUUUGACGCUAUGCACUGCAAAAGCAUCGUGCUCGUAGAAUUGAUUGCGGUCAACAUGCAUGACAAAUAUCGCUCCGCAUCCGCUCUGAAGGCAGAUCCGCAUUACAAAUUCCAUUUCUCACGCUGCGUAAAUUUGUGAUGCGACCACUACUACUACCUUGUGCGAUACUUUUGCAAUUCAUAGACGCUGCCGCCGUGCGAUUUGAUCAAGGCCAUCGAACACAGGGACGAGUUCGAGGAUUUCCCGGACGACUUUCCGGAUUAUCAAGUGGAAUAUUCUGGUGCCUGGAUGAUUUUUGUGUACUAAAGUUGUCAUGCUGAACUUCCAUAGGACUAGGACAAGCACUAGCACAACCGGUCCUGAGCUCUGUGAUGGAUUUCGCAAAACAGCCGCGCUGCUUCCUUGUGGUGCAGAGACGCGAUAUAUUCUCAUGCGCGUCUCGCUCCUGCAGGAAACAGGUUUGUCAUGCUUGCUUACCCACAGUGAGUUUCUCACUCAUAUAGAUACUAAAGGCGGUAUGACAACUUCCCAAUCCCAGAUAGAAACAAUCCAGACAACAUGUUUGCAACGCAUAAAGAUGACGACGAUCGCAUGAUGCGUGAUAUGGGUGUCAGCGAAGAUGACUUCGGGGAGGAGGAGGAACUCGAUGCUGAUGAGGACGACGAGGAGACAGCGGAGGCCGGCGAUGAAGACCAGCAGUACAAAUCUAUGCAGGAUAGCACUGCCCUCGAAGCUGAGUCUCCUCCUGCAACAGAGAAAUUAUCAUCCGAAGCCGAAAGUGCAGACUUGAAGAUGACGCCAGAGUUUGGCAGCGGCAUGAUGAAGACGAGUGAGCCAGCAACUGUGCUGGAGAAAAGAAACAGGAGCGGUGAUCAUCAUGAUGUCGCGGCUCAGGAGGGGACUAUUAAGUCGAGUGAAGAUAAAUCAUCUGAGGAGGAACAAGCUGCAGGAGAAGCGCAAAGAACAGUGCCCGCGGAGGAAAUAUUACAUGGAAGUAAACAACCUGCGGACACCGCCCGGAACAGCACCGUGAAACAAGUCCAGAAGGCUUAAGUGAGUUCGAGGACGUAGUAGUUCUGUGCGCAGAAGUGCUUUGAUACAUCAGCCCGGAGGAGGUAGAGGCGGUGGCGCAGAGCAGGCUGUCAUCGUAAGUUACGUUCAGAGCAGGCUGUCAUUUGGAGUUACUAACUCAGGAUGUUUACAAUACAGACAAAGUAGCCCUUUUGUUUAUUGCGCCUUCAUCAUCAAGAACAUCAAACCUCACGAACAAGAGGCUUCCUAUCGCUAACCCACUUAAUUUCUUCGUAUCAUCAACGCGAUUGGGACUGGCUGCUCCUGCUGCCGCGUUUUUGGUGUAAUUUCAUCGAUUUAAAUAGGUCGUGGGACGAUUGUUCUUGUGUGGUUUUUGAUGGCCAUCCAACCUCGACUAGACAGAGGAACUACAGUAGUACUACAUUUUUUCCUUGACUUGUUACGGUCCUCGUCAAAGCUACCCACACCUAUUUCCAAGGCCAAAGCGACGAGCAGAGCACUCGCAUAACACCUUGAAAAGUUGUCAUAGAACUCGUCGUUCGAAAAAAUACAAAAACUACGAAAAACCUUCAUGAUGUGUGAAUCAAAGUUACAGAAUGAAACAGUACUUAACGGGCUUCUGGUCGUGAUUCCUCGUAGAAAGACGAAAGACAAGGGCGAAGUGUUUGUGUUCGUGACACCGCGAAGGCGGAGGCGUCUUCCACACUCGAAGAAGUGGCUCUACAACUCUUAUACAGCCUAAGGUUACGGAAAGAUGAACACUUAGAAACUAAAGCCUAUACGAUUUUUAUGCAGCUCACGUCAUGGACUAGACAACCACAACGACAAUCAAAGUCAAAGACUAAUUUUUGCUUAUCAACGAAUACGAGCUCCCCAUAAUUAACGUCAGUUCCAUGCAAGUCAUUUUCAUUUUUCCGCUCCGUGGUUCUUUCCGCGGCGAAGUUAAGAUCGUUAUUCAACGCGAGGAGAGUUGUACUAGUACAGGCACUAUCCGAAAAAGGUCCGUCACUUGCUAGCCACAG
Molecule: messenger RNA, 6144 nt
Organism: Amoebophrya sp. A120
Lineage: Eukaryota; Dinophyceae; Syndiniales; Amoebophryaceae
Source: the annotation of a GenBank genome assembly